This is a messenger RNA of Protobothrops mucrosquamatus (brown spotted pit viper), 1120 nucleotides long. RefSeq names its product DTW domain containing 1 (gene DTWD1). Lineage: Eukaryota; Metazoa; Chordata; Lepidosauria; Squamata; Viperidae. Gene Ontology annotation, molecular function: tRNA-uridine aminocarboxypropyltransferase activity. The record is from RefSeq and is a predicted model, not a curated record. Gene Ontology annotation, cellular component: nucleus. Gene Ontology annotation, biological process: tRNA modification. The transcript has 4 exons. The annotation marks the transcript as partial.
AUUCAUCUUCCAUUAAAAAAGCAGAUCAAGAUAAACCAGGAAAUGAAGAGAAAUGCUGAGUGUUUGCUAAAUCAAGGCACGCCAGCCGCAUCCAUGUUACAAGAAACCCCGUUUGACAACUUGUGUCUGACAUCUCAAGCUGUUCUUGAGAGAGCCCAAAAACAAGGAAGAUCCAAAUGCCCCAGAUGUCACAGCUCAAGGAUGUUCUACUGCUAUUCAUGUUAUGUUCCGGUUGAAACUGUCCCUGUUGAAGAUAUUCCUAUUGUGAAGCUUCCCUUGAAGAUUGAUAUAAUUAAGCAUCCCAAUGAAACGGAUGGCAAAAGUACAGCUGUACAUGCCAAGCUUCUGGCAUCUGAAGAUGUUACCAUUUAUACAUAUCCGUGUAUUCCUGACUAUGAAGAAAUGCAACAUGAAAUUGCACUUAUUUUUCCUGGACCUAAUUCAGUUCCAAUAAGCAACAUUCCUCUCUCUUUACAAGCAAAAUGUAAGACGGAUACCAAGGGCUUAUUGGCAGAACCAGCACCCAAGUCUGCAAAGUGGGACCCAAGCCACAGUAGCAUCAUGAGUGAAGAUAAAUUGCCCAAGAGCGGAAAUGCACUGAAAAAAAUUGUAUUUAUCGACAGCACGUGGAAUCAAACAAACAAGAUAAUCACAGAUGAGCGGCUUCAAGGGUUGCUACAAAUCGAACUGAAAUCUAGGAAAACCUGCUUUUGGCGCCAUCAGAAAGGGAAACCAGAGACUUACCUCUCUACCAUUGAAGCAAUUUAUUACUUUCUAGUAGACUAUCACAAGGAGGUCUUAAAAGAAAAAUACGACGGACAAUACGACAAUUUGCUUUUCUUCUUCUCGUUUAUGUACAAGCUGAUCAGGAAAGCCAAGGAUUCUGCAGGGAAAAAGUGAAGCAUUCCUCAUGCAAAUGUCCCAAAAGGAACUGUGAUCCAUUACCCUUUAAAAUCAGUCCUUUAAACUAUAUAAUUAAGAUUCGAAUGACUGAAAUGGAUUUACAAGAUAGAAGGCUUACAGUUGCUGUCUUUUAAAUUUAAACUAAAUCCAAACUUCUACAGGCAAAACUUACAGCUGUUAAGGGAAGACUAUCCAAAACAAAGCUGGUGUCAACGCU